Kockovaella imperatae is the source of this 1224-nucleotide messenger RNA. Its product is annotated as putative voltage-gated potassium channel beta-2 subunit. NCBI's taxonomy places the organism in Eukaryota, Fungi, Basidiomycota, Tremellomycetes, Tremellales, Cuniculitremaceae. The record is from RefSeq and is a predicted model, not a curated record. The transcript has 16 exons. Bases 113 to 1153 code for a protein of 346 amino acids.
CGUCAAGUGGAGAGAGAGGCGCUCCAUCGACUUCUACAUCUCACCUUCUUUACAUCCUGGCAUAGACUUAGACCCAUCUUACGAAGCAACAGAUAAGUACAUCACCUCCAUCAUGUCUGUCGAAUUUGAGCCCAAGAACAUGAUCUUCCGAAACCUCGGAAACUCCGGUCUCCGAGUCCCCGUUUUCAGUUACGGGGGAUGGUUGACCGUUGGAUACGAGCAGAAGGGAGACAUCGUCAAGGAGCUCAUGAAAACUGCUUUCGAGAAUGGUAUCAACAUGUUUGACAAUGCGGAAGCUUACAACUCUGGUGAAAGUGAAAAGGAGAUGGGAGCCGCCAUCAAGGAGUUAGGCUGGGACCGACGAGACAUCAUCGUUACCACUAAGAUCUUCUUUGGCACUGAGCGGAAGAGCAGACACAACACCAGAGGAUUGAGCCGAAAGCACAUCGUCGAGGGCCUCAACAAGAGUCUGGAGAACCUGCAGCUCGACUAUGUCGACAUUGUCUUUGCUCACCGACCCGAUGUCACCGUUCCCAUGGAGGAGACGGUUCGAGCGUUUAACCACGUCAUUGACACUGGCAAGGCAUUCUACUGGGGAACUUCUGAAUGGACUCCAAUGCAAAUCCAGCAAGCUAUCGAGAUUGCUCGCAGACUCAACAUGAUUGCGCCCAUUGCCGACCAAUGUCAGUACAACAUGCUUUCUCGAGAGAACUUUGAGUCCAGGCUCGAGCCUCUGUGGAAGUACGAGAACUAUGGAAGUACCGUUUUCUCUGCUCUUGCCGGAGGUAUCCUUACCGGAAAAUACAAUGAUGGCGUUCCAUCCGACUCCCGACACAAGGACAACGCAAAGCGAUUCGAGACUGAGGAAGGAAAGGCUCAGCUGGAGCACGUCAGACAAGUCACAAAGAUUGCCGAGAAGUUGGGCACCAACGUCUCCAACUUGGCUCUUGCUUGGGUCCUGAAGCACCCCAACGCGUCCAAUGUCAUUCUCGGAGCCACAAAGCCCGAGCAAAUCAAGGAGAAUGUCAAGGCUCUCGAUGUCAUUCCUAAGCUCACCCCUGAGAUCAUGGCAGAGCUCGACAAGAUCCUCGACAACAAGCCCAAGCUUGGAGAGUCUUACGGUCGUCGAGCCGAGGAUGGAACCCUCAUCUAAGCGGGCAAAGAAAAAGGAAGCAGAAUUGACUUAGAUUGUCGAUGUGAUCAGAAUGCAUAACGUACAUGCGU